Molecule: messenger RNA, 1871 nt
Organism: Anolis sagrei ordinatus
Lineage: Eukaryota; Metazoa; Chordata; Lepidosauria; Squamata; Anolidae
Gene: FBXW4
Product: F-box and WD repeat domain containing 4
Biological process (GO): SCF-dependent proteasomal ubiquitin-dependent protein catabolic process
Cellular component (GO): SCF ubiquitin ligase complex
Molecular function (GO): protein binding
Source: RefSeq, a predicted model, not a curated record
CAUGUGACCGGCGGGGAGAACGGCCUACCCGGGCCUAAUGGCGGCGGCGACUCCGGGCUGGAGUUGCAGUGGCGGCCGGGCCCGGGUGGGGGGAGGCGCGGGCUGAGGAGCGCGGGCGAUGGGCCGGGCGGGGAGCCCACCCGAGGACCAGGCCGAGGGGCGCUGCCCGCUGUGGUCACUGCCGGAGGAGCUGCUGCUGCUGGUCUGCGCCUACUUGGACGCGCGGGACUUGGGCCGCCUGGGCCAGGCCUGCCACCGCCUCCGCCGCUUCGCCGCCAAGGACGCGCUCUGGAGGCGCCUCGCCCGCGCCGCCCUCAACGCCGGCUUCAACGCCCGCGGUGCCGACCUAGUAACUGGUAUCCCAGUAAAGGAGAGAGUCAAAGUUUCUCAAAACUGGAGGCAUGGACGCUGUCGGAGAAUCCCACUCCUCAAAUGGAAGCGCAAUUUAAUGCCCUGGAUGCAGUUGGAUGGGGACUACCUCUACUUAUCCCAAGCAGAAGACAUCCAAGUUUAUUGGCUACAUCCCAAUGGCACCAGCUUGCAAUGCAGUCCUCAGGCGGUCUUCUCUGGACACCAGGAGGACGUGUGCCGCUUUGUGCUUGCUAAUGGCCAUAUUGUCAGCGGAGGAGGGGAUGGUGCUAUCGUUCUCCAUAAACUGAAUGGCUCCUGCAGCUUCAAGUUUUUGGGGCAUGAACAGGAAGUGAAUUGUGUGGAUUCCCAAGGCAGCAUUAUUGUAAGUGGCUCCAGGGACAAAACAGCAAAGGUUUGGUCCCUAUCUCCAGGUAGAGCUGGAAAGUGCCUGCACACAAUACAGACUGAAGACCGUGUCUGGUCCAUUGCCAUUAGUCCAUUAUCAAGUUCAUUUGUGACAGGAACAGCAUGCUGUGGACAUACUUCACCUUUGAGAAUCUGGGAUUUGGAGAGCGGGCAGCUGGUCACUUGCCUUGGAACAGAUUUCCACCGGGGAGCUGGAGCCUUGGAUGUUUUCUAUGAAACACCUUCCACAUUGCUGUCUUGUGGGUACGAUACUUACAUUCGCUACUGGGACCUAAGGACAAGCACAAGGGAAUGUGUCAAAAAAUGGGAAGAGCCACAUGAUAGUGCCCUGUACUGCAUUAGGAGCGAUGGAAAUCACAUGAUUGCAAGUGGCUCCUCUUAUUAUGGCGUGGUCCGUCUUUGGGAUAAACGGCAAACUAGAUGCUUGCAGAGCUUCUUCUUGUCAUCUCCUGUUAGCAGUCCUGUUUAUUGUCUACGCUUCAGCACCACGCAUCUCUAUGCCAGUCUGGCAUCUGCACUGUAUUGCCUCGAUUUCACCACCUCCUGACAGAGAUUGCCCUGGACUUGCAGAUCUGAUAUCCAGCUCAGGGAGUACAAAGAAGAAAAUGUCUUUCAGACAACAAGCAGACUGAAAAUCACAAAGUGCUAAGGAAAACCCUGUGUAGAGAAAUAUACUUGCCUUCUGGUUUCAUUAAGAGUAAGGUCUCCUGCCGACUCUUAUUUUAUACAUAUGGGGGUUCUGUUGCUGGUUUUAUUUAUAUGAAAACAUCAUUCAGGAAAAUUGAAGAUGUGUGCAGUCUUUUUUAACAUCCACCUUUGUGUGCUGCAAGUUGCACUGUGUUCAUCUGCUGGUGUUAGUUUAGGAGGAAGUACCCUGGACAGUGAAGUGGCUAAUAAAUAUCCUUUUACUUCUGCUUUACUGAUACUCAUCACUGCCUCAUAAAUGAACAGUGUUUUAAGACUGAAGCCUUAGUUGGCUUUGUGCAAGUUGUACCAAAUGUAAUAGCUAUGGUCUGACACUGAACAGAAUGCUUCCUUGAAUUGAUACUGUUAGGUCAACAUGCUGAAUAAACUGUGAAAGUUUAUGCAUGAAA